UGAGAAGAAAGUUUGGUUAAAAUGACAAGGACGUUGUCUCUGGGAAUCUCGAAGACAACACGCCAGUUUUGCUGUCUCUAUCCAGAUAUUUAAUAAGUGGAGCAAGGGAUUCAUUCGAUCAUCCUUCCUGCUCAGACUGUGAGGAGGGAUUCACUCAGUCACCUGACCGACUGGCACACCCGUAAUUUUACAGAGGGGAAAGGCCAUUCACCUACUCAGACAGUGGGAAUGGAUUCACUCGGUCAUCUCAACUGAAAGUACAUCAACACGUUCACACUGGGCAAGGCCAUUGACCUAUUCUGUGUGUGAGAAGGGAUUCAGCUGGUCUUCCUACCUGUGGACACACCAGUCAGUUCACAUUGGGCAGAGGCUGGUCAGCUGCUGAAUUUGUGGGGAAGGAUUCACUCAGUCAUCUGACCUAAUGGCUCACCAGCGAGUUCGCACUGGGGAGAGGCCAUUCACCUGCUCGGACUGUGGGAAGGGAUUCACUUGCUCAUCCCAACUGAAGGUACAUCAGCGAGUUCACACUGGGGAGAGGCCGUUCACUUGCUUAGUCUGUGGGAAGGGAUUCACUCAGUCAUCCCAAUUGAAGAUACAUCUGCGAGUUCACACUGGGGAGAGGCCAUUCACCUGCUCGGACUGUGGGAAGGGAUUCACUUGCUCAUCCCAACUGAAGGUACAUCAGCGAGUUCGCACUGGGGAGAGGCCGUUCACUUGCUCAGUCUGUGGGGAGGGAUUCACUCAGUCACCCCAAAUGAAGAUACAUCUGCAAGUUCACACUGGAGACAGGCCUUUCACCUGUUCAGACUGUGGGAAGGGAUUCACUCGAUCAUCUAACCUGAAGGUACAUCAGCGAGUUCACACUGGGGAGAGGCUGUUCACCUGCUUAGACUGCGGGAAGGGUUUCACACAGUCAUCCCAUCUAUUAGCACACCAGUCAGUUCACAGUGGGGAAUGGCUGGUCACCUGCUCAGACUGUGGGAAAGGAUUCACUUUCUCAUCUCACCUGAAGAUACAUCAGCGAGUUCACACUGGGGACAGGCCAUUCACCUGCUCAGAAUGUGGGAAAGGAUUCACUUUGUCAACUCAGUUAUUGAGACACCAGUCAGUUCACACUGGAGAGAGGGCAUUCACCUGCUCAGACUGGGGGAAUGGAUUCACUCGGUCAUCUCAACUGAAAGUACAUCAACACGUUCACACUGGGCAAGGCCAUUGACCUAUUCUGUGUGUGAGAAGGGAUUCAGCUGGUCUUCCUACCUGUGGACACACCAGUCAGUUCACAUUGGGCAGAGGCUGGUCAGCUGCUGAAUUUGUGGGGAAGGAUUCACUCAGUCAUCUGACCUAAUG
Messenger RNA from Hypanus sabinus (Atlantic stingray), 1347 nucleotides. RefSeq names its product gastrula zinc finger protein XlCGF49.1-like. The transcript has 2 exons. The record is from RefSeq and is a predicted model, not a curated record. The coding region runs from base 422 to 1216 and encodes 264 amino acids. Gene Ontology annotation, biological process: regulation of transcription by RNA polymerase II. Lineage: Eukaryota; Metazoa; Chordata; Chondrichthyes; Myliobatiformes; Dasyatidae. Gene Ontology annotation, molecular function: DNA-binding transcription factor activity; RNA polymerase II cis-regulatory region sequence-specific DNA binding.